Amphibalanus amphitrite is the source of this 6446-nucleotide messenger RNA. Its product is annotated as protein artichoke-like. Lineage: Eukaryota; Metazoa; Arthropoda; Thecostraca; Balanomorpha; Balanidae. The record is from RefSeq and is a predicted model, not a curated record. The transcript has 7 exons. The coding region runs from base 277 to 5715 and encodes 1812 amino acids. Gene Ontology annotation, molecular function: protein binding.
ACGAGAGGCACGUGCCGCCGACCUCAGUGCGCCGAGCCGACCCGUGCCGACCCGCGCCGACUGUGACAGUGUGUCAGGCUGGUCAUUGGGUGUGUGGUGGUGGCAGAGGCUGGACUAGACGAGCGGGGAAGCGGAGUGUGUGGACGGAGGGAGAGCAGAGGUGUGGAUUUUACCGGAGCGACGCUGACACAGGGCACGGUGGCGCCGAGCAGGGCAGCACGUCGCGGCGACGGCCCGCCGCUCCGGAGAUGCGGCCAGUCCACCUCCGCUGACAGCAUGGCCUACCGCCGGGCUCAGCCGCUAGUGGUCAUGGUACUGACACUGGCAGCCCUGCCGGCCCUCGCUGCAGCCCAGUCGCGGUCUGACUGUCCCGUGCCCGGCGACCUGCGGCCCUGUGUCUGCACCAGCGAGCGCGGCGCCGUCUAUGUCACGUGUGAGAACGCCGCCCUGGCCGAGGUGCGCGAUGCGCUCGCGGCCCUGGCGCGGUGGCGUGGGACUGUGGAGCGGCUCACACUGCGCCACAACCGGCUGUCGACGCUCUCAAACAGGCUGUUCGACGGCGUGCGUCUGUUCCGGCUGGAGCUGAUCGACAACGGCGUGACCAUGGUGGACCGCGGCGCGUUCCAUGGUCUCGAGCGCUCGCUGACCCACCUGCUGCUGCAGGAGCCCGCCGCUGACAUGUUCGCCUUCGACGCCUUCGACGACCUGUACACGCUCGAGUCGCUGCACGUGGAGCGCACGCCGCUGCAGACGAUGCCGGCUCUGGCGCGCGCCGACCGGCUGCGUCUGCUGCACAUCAACGGCACCGGCAUCACGCAAAUCGCGGCGCGCUCGUUCGGAGGCACUCCGGAGCUACGCGAGCUACACUUCACGCACAACCCGACCGUGGCGCUCGGCGAGGCCGCGCUGAUCGGGCUCGGCAUGCUACGCGUGGCCGACUUCAGCCACAACUCGAUCGGCUACAUCCACCCGCGCGCGCUGCGGCCGGCCCAGCAGCUCGACCACCUCUCGCUGGAGGGGAACGGCCUGCGGGACGCCACGGUGGUGACGGUGGCGGCGCGCGAGGCGCCCCGACUGCGCCGGCUCGACCUCAGCGGCAACCUCAUCGAGCACGUGAAGACCGGCACCUUCGUGGACCUCAGGAAGCUGGAGAGUUUGGACCUACGACAGAACCUCAUCACAGAGGUGGACAGGGACGCUUUCCAUGUUCUUCCACAGCUGAAGCGACUAGAUCUCACCAAUAACUAUCUGAAUUCGUUGAAAAAGGAGGCGUUCUACAGCAUGGAAAACUUGGAACAGCUGCUUCUCAAGAACAACAACAUCUCUGAUCUCGUAGGCUGCGCAGACGUUUUGAGGCGGCUCCCGGAGUUGCGCAUUCUAGAUCUGAGCAUGAACCUCAUCGAGACAGUUCCCGAUGACACAUUCAGUCACCCGACGCUGGAAAUCAUCUACCUGAACCACAACAACAUCAAGGAGCUGACGCCAUCCAGCUUUAUCACGCUCCCCAGUCUUAGAGAACUGCAUCUGCAUCAUAACUUCCUCGCCUUGAGCCCGGCCGCUGGGGGCGCCUGGUGGGACCUGCCCAAGCUGACCGUGCUGGACCUCCGCUACAACGACCUCACCCAGCUGCCGGCCAGCCUGCUGCGCAACGUCAGCCUCCUCGAGCACGCAGACUUCAGCUACAACAUCAUCACACGAAUGGACGAAGACUGCUUCAAAGAAACACCUAUCCUCAAGUACCUAAACCUUUCUUAUAACUCACUCCAGUCGAUCAAUCCCAUUACCUUCCAGAAUCUGCACCAGCUUAGGCAACUGGAUCUGAGCUACAAUGAAAUCGCAUCCCUAGAGACGGGGCUGUUUUCUCACUUGGACAGGUUAGAAACGCUGGGGAUGAAGUACAAUAAAAUAUCCGUCAUUCAAACCGGCUCUAUGCCCACUCACGAGUCGUUGAGAGCUUUGGAUCUUUCCUUUAACUUCAUCGACACGUUCCCUUCGUCCGCACUGAUGGAGCUCCGAGGACUGACUGAGCUGAGGAUGAAACAAAACAUGCUGCGCGAGGUACCGGCUGAGGCCAUGCAGAAGUUGACCAGGAUGAAGGAUCUGGACCUGGGUUUCAACUUGCUGUCGAAGCUGGACCCCGACAUGCUCCGGGCGAUGAGUGACCUCCGGUCGGUAGAGCUUAGCGGCAACUUCCUCAAGACCAUCCCACUGGAGCUGUUCGAGCACAACGGAGAGCUACGGCUGGUCAAUAUCAGCAACAACCUGCUGAGCAGCAUCCCGCCCAAGACGUUCCACAGCCUGGGACACCUGGAGACGCUGGACUUGAGGAACAACACACUCACUGAUUUCGACAACAUGGUGAACCAGCUGCCCUCGCUCAAAUACCUGGACGCUAGCUUCAACAACAUCCAGGUCCUCUCCUCCACCACUUUCGAGAACACACCAUCUCUGGAGCACCUGGAGAUGCACCACAAUUACGUGGAGCACAUCAAGAGCAACACCUUCCUCAACAUGCCUUCCUUACGGCACCUGGACCUCAGUUUCAACGCUCUAACCGAGCUAGAUCCGGGCUCUUUCCGAGGCGACCAGCAGCUAGUCACCAUGUCCCUGAACAACAACGCCCUGCGUGAGCUGAAGGAAGCCACCUUCGUCAACCUGAACCGGCUGGAGCGGCUCGACCUGCGCGAGAACCAGCUGGCCGAGCUGGACGACAAGGCCUACCAGAACCUGCCGGCGCUGCGCGAGUACGACCUCUCCUUCAACAAGCUGGAGCGGCUGCCGCGCGACUCAUUCCGGAAUCUACCAGCGCUGCAGAGGGUCGACCUCGGCCACAACCGUAUCCUGGAGGUCUCGGACGCCGUGUUCCGACCGCUGGCCGACCUCCGCAUGGUCAAGCUGAACGAUAACGGUAUGUGUCGGAUCCACGAGGACGCCUUCUCGGGCCAGCGGCAUAUGGACACCGUGCUACUGCAGAACAACCGACUGCGCUCCCUCCGGAAACCCCUGUUCCGGCGGGUCACCUCACGAAUGCGACACCUCGAGGUCUCAGGGAACCCGCUGCGCUGCGACUGUGAGAUCCAGUGGCUACGGGACUGGCUCGGGGAGCUGCGAGAGCUGCACCCGCCGGCCGCGCGGCUGCUGCGCGAGCCCAUCUGCUACUACCCGCAGGCCAUGCGCGGCAUCCCCAUGCUGCGCACCAGAGAGAAUGAGUUCACGUGCGAGAGGGCGUCCGUGGACGAGGAGCCGUGUCCCGAGUUCACGGACGUGGAGCUGCGUGUGUUCCAGCCCACGCCGCGGCCGGCCGGGUCCAGGAACCCGCACCAGCUCACCGGAUACGAUGGGGAGUACGACACGGCGGCAGACUCGGCCAACGAGAUCACCACUCCGUCGGCAUCCACCGCGGGGGCGCCCACUUCCGGACAGCGGACGGCGGCGGUGACGGCCGCCGAGACGACGGCGCAGAUCGCGGCGCCGACGGCCACCACGCCGCUGGCCGUGGCCGACCCCAACUACACGGCCGGCGACACGCCCACCAUCUACGUCGGCUCCGUGAAGAAGCAGGCCGAGGUGCAGAAACAGACCGACGCCGCCAAGGGAGGAGGUGGAGGAGUGGGGGCGCUGGGUGCCGGACUGGCCUCGGCGGGAGGUCUGCUCGGCACGCUGGGUACCCUGGGAACGCUAGGGACGCUUCUGCCGAAACUGGGACUCACGUUUGGACUGGGGAAUUCGAACCGUAACUCGGACCGGAGCGGUCACGUGGCACAGGGCCACGACCGACCCCGGCGGCCGCUGCCGCCUCAGUUCGCCGGACACAACAAACAGUAUCCGAACCAGCAGCGCCGGCCCGACUUCUACGCGCAGCGGAGCCGGCCCGGGGCGCCGCAGGCUCCACCUCGCGGCCGGCCCGAGAACCAGCGCCCGCCGCCAGGGAGCGCCACCAACCGGCCAUCGACGAGGCCCCGCCAGCCGCCGCCGCCUCCACCGCGGCAAAACACGGAGCGUCAGCCGCCCGGGCGGCCGCCUGUCCCAUCCGACCAACUAUUUGUGCCGGCCAAGCACGGCCACAUCCGACACAACGACGUCGUCGACCCGCUGGGCCUGAACGCGUUCGUGUUCCCCGACCCGCAGCUGAACCCGGGUGCCUCCAGUUCACACAACUCAGUCGUGUUCGCUGGAGAGGAGAGUGCUCCGUCCCCGGCUCCGGCACAGAGACCAGCCACGCCCGAGACCAUUCCGAUGGAUGCGCCGUUCGUACCCAGCCCCUCGUUUGACGCCGAGCCCCAGGAGAUGAACGGGUUCCGACCGCUGUCGGAGGGAGGACAGCGGCCCGCGGCGGCGCCAGCAGUACCCGGGGGGAGUCGGUUUGGCCUGCAGGACGUGUGGUCCGAGCGGCCGGCGCCCGGUUCGGAGGGCACUCCGCCGGAGGGAGCUGAUGAGGCCGGGGUAACGCUGGACAUGCUGCUGGACGAGCUCCGGCAGCUGGAGCAGGACGCAGCGGCCGGGGAGCGACAGACCACUACCAGCACGGAGCGCGCGCGACCCUCGACCACCACCACGGAGCGCGAGCCAAGCACCGAGCAGAGCUACCCGUCCGACGAGCUGGCCGACUUCAGUCUGGACCACCUGCUGAGCAUGAUCGCUGAGCAGUCGACGCCGGGGUCGGUGGAACGGCCCGAGGGCGGCACAGGAUUCUCCGACUUCACCACCCCGCCCCCGCCUGCGGAAGAGUACCAGGAGAUAGCUGAGACGUCCGAGUCGCGCCCCGGCGACACGCUGGCCGCUUGGUUUGACGCGACAGACGACACAAAGCGUCCUCAGUCUACCACGGAGCGCCAGCCGGCGAUCACGAGCACAGAGCGGACCGACGAGACGACCCCACUGUGGACAGACGUAGCCGACCGUCGAGCCAGCACCGAGUGGCCGGUCCACGCGCUAGACGAGGCCUCGGAGAAACACCAGCUGACCGAGCCAGCGCCGGCGGCCGAUGACGACCAGCUCUCUGACGUGCUGUCGAACGCGCUGUCGGAUACAUUCUCCGACUGGUUCUCGAAUGAGCCGGAGGAAGAGACCACGGUCAGUCCGGCGCCGGAGGAGCGCGCAGAGACCACCACGGAGACAUCUGACCCUCCUGAGCUGGACACGGUCUCACCCGAUCACGGCUGGGGACGGCCCAAAAAUGCCACAUACGAGGCGAGACUGAAAGCCGAGCUGGCGGUUCACACUAAGGAAGAAGCGUCUCCUCCACCGCCUCCGAUGGUGAGGACGACCGCGGCGCCGCCGCCUCCCCCUGAAGCCGAACUGCCGGCGUCCCCUCGCGGCCGACCGAGCAUCACCAAGGUGGAGGCUUACGACAACCAGUACGACCUGCCGCAGUUCAUAGCGCCGCGCGGCGGCGGCCUGGGUCCUCAGCAGGCCGCGCGGCCGCCGCCCGACGAGCCCGAGCCUCCCCAGGCGCCCGAGAGCAACACGAUCCCGUUCGGAGACAGUCUGUCGCAGCAGCCGGCGCUGGGCCGCUCCCAGCCGGCGCGCGACACUGCCAAUGAGUGGUACUUCAAGAACUACUUCACGGACGAGCUGGAGGUGUCCCGGCCGGCCGACCAGUGGCCGCCGUACCGCGCCUCAGUCAGCGGUAGCGGGGCAGGGGAGCCGACCGGCCGGCCGCUGCUGGUCGCCACUCUGGUGGUCGUGGCGGCGGCAGCGUGGGGCAGAUGGUGAUGGACGAAAGGACGGGGUUCGAUUCUUCCCGGGACCACACAGGGGAGAAGGGAGAUAGCAUAGUGAGUCUGGAUCGACCCGACAGCGGGAUACUACGAACAGACGGCAGCGGUCCUGGCGAGGGCUAACCAACGAUCCGGUACCAGCAAUGCACCGAUAUGCAGAAUGCGGGCCUACCAAGGCCGUCGAGCAAGAGCCGAAUUCAGACCAACCUCGAGCCAUACCUGGCUUCCACCUAACGCCCGAUGCGUCAACUGCCCCGUAGCCCGGCCGCGGGUCCGCGAACCCGACACCGCGAGCGCACACUUGUUGUUACGCACCCCGAGAGGAUAUGACAGAACAUAAGUGCUUUCCAGUCGCCCGCCGCGGCGCGGGCGGCGUCCAGUUGUGACAGAGCUGUCCUGUUGAGCGAUUUCCAUGUAGUUUCCAUGCGCUUUAGAUAGCCGCGAGCCGCGUUGUGAGCAAUAAUUGUUUGUGUGAGAGGAGGGUGAUUAGUUUAUAUUUGUGUCCAACUUCACUGAAAUAUCCCGAAGGUAUUGUGUGUUGUCGUUGAUUUGUAUAUGCCCAUGGUGUACGAUUGUCGGUAUAUCGGUAAAUAUUGGUAAAUGGAGCACCUGCGCACGCGAAUCCCUCACAGAAAUCUGGAAUUUCCCUAUCGUGUAUGAUAUAUCCUAUACCUAGUGUAAACACCUCAUAUUGUGUAUUCGUUUUAAUAAACGUUAUUUUCUUAG